UCUCGCCAUCUUUCACCGUUACCCACCUCACGUCCCUCCUCCAUCCAUCCACGACAUUCCCCAAUCGUGCGCACCCUCGACAUUGGAGCGCUCAGACACACGCUACUUGCUCUAGUCACGUAGCGUUCACUCGGCGCCACCCAUCCAGACGCCACUCACAUUCCCAUGACAGCGUGCCUCUCGCCACAAAGCAGGCAUCUCGCACUGCCCAUGCCACUCCGCCAUCCACUGUCGCUCAAGAGCGGCACCUCGUCGUCGGCGUCUUCAGUUUGCUCACAGGGCACAAGCGUCGAUGACAUGACCGAUAUGGAGCGCAUCAACAACAUUCGGCCCAUGUACGCCUCGACCCGGUCCAUCGACAGCGCAUCGCGUCCUGGCGACGUCGAGAUGCUCGCUAGCAGCCAUCAUCAGUCAGAGGUCGCCGAGAGCUCGUCAAUGGCCAUCCAGCGGCGGUCUCCGUCGCCGAACGUCCCGAGCAUCGCUGCUGUCAGUGGCAAGGACUACCACCCAAUAACGGCGCGGUUGUUUCCAGAGGAGGAGGAUGAAGAUAUCCUCCGCGAGUCGAGCGACCGCUUCGUCGUCUUCCCCAUCAAGUACCGCGAGAUCUGGCUGGCCUACAAGCAAGCCCAGGCUAGCUUCUGGACUGCAGAAGAGCUCGACCUCGGCCACGACCUGCACGACUGGCACGACCGCAUGACCGAAGACGAACGUUUCUUCAUCCUCCGGAUCCUCGCUUUCUUUGCUUCUUCGGACGGAAUCGUCGGCGAGAACCUCGUGUCGCAGUUUUCAAUGGAUGUGCAGAUUGCGGAAGCGCGGGCCUUCUACGCAUUCCAGACCAUGAUCGAGCAGGUCCACGCCGAGACGUACAGUCUGUUAAUUGAGACGUAUGUGCGUGACUCGGAGGAGAAGGACUUCUUGUUCAAGGGCAUGGAGACAAUACCGUGUAUUCAGAAGAAGGCCGACUGGGCGAUGAAGUACAUCACACCAGAGCUGCCCUUCAGGAUCCGGCUCAUCGCGUUUGCGUGCGUCGAAGGCAUCUUCUUCUCGGGCUCGUUUGCAGCCAUCUUCUGGCUCAAGAAGCGUGGCCUCAUGCCAGGGCUCACGUUCUCAAACGAGCUUAUCAGCCGUGACGAGGGCAUGCACACCGACUUUGCAUGCCUGCUGUAUCAGCAUCUCAAGCACCGCUGUUCUGAAACCGAGGUGCACGCGAUCGUCCGCGAGGCAGUGGCCAUCGAGAAGGAGUUCCUGACCGAGGCACUUCCGUGUCGCUUGAUAGGGAUCAACUCGGAGUCCAUGUGCCAGUACAUGGAGUUUGUUGCCGAUCGGCUGGUUGUGGCGCUUGGCUACGACAAGAUCUAUCACGCCACAAACCCCUUUGACUGGAUGGAGUUGAUCUCGCUGCAGGGCAAGACAAAUUUCUUCGAGUCGCGUGUAUCGGCCUAUCAACUGGCAAACGUGUCCCGCUCGGCUACCCCGCACCAGAGGGGAUCAGACAAUGACGACGAGGGCAACCUGCAGCGCCGAGUGUUUCGCACCGACGCCGAGUUUUGAGGGGGUGCGAGGUUGGGGCGCAUUGCGAGCUGCGGGCGCCUGAAAAGCUGUGUAGACACUAGAACAUGUUGCCAUAAACACAUACACCCAUGUCAUCAUCACUAUUCA
Vanrija pseudolonga is the source of this 1659-nucleotide messenger RNA. RefSeq names its product Ribonucleoside-diphosphate reductase small chain. The transcript is spliced from 7 exons. Gene Ontology annotation, molecular function: oxidoreductase activity. The record is from RefSeq and is a predicted model, not a curated record. NCBI's taxonomy places the organism in Eukaryota, Fungi, Basidiomycota, Tremellomycetes, Trichosporonales, Trichosporonaceae. The coding region runs from base 166 to 1551 and encodes 461 amino acids. Gene Ontology annotation, biological process: deoxyribonucleotide biosynthetic process.